CAUCGCGUGAUGACACCUGUGUCGUUCUGCAGAGCCAUACUGAGGAAGAGGAGCUCCCUCUUCGGGAUGAUGAAGAUGAGGAAGAGAGAAUCAGGGAGGGGGCUCCCUGCCCAUCACCUCCUCCUCCUCCUCCUCCACCUCCUCCACCUCCUCCACCUCCUCCCGUCAUGAGGAGAACCGACCCCCACCAGUCUGAAAGAAGACCUGACCCCGUCCCAAUCCGCCCCCCCUCCCCACGGGUCCCGGACUUCCUGCUCCAGUUUGCAGAGGAGAGCUGGUUUAAACACCUGUACCCCCAACCCCAGUGCGUCCCGACCUCCCUCUCUCCAGACGGGUUCUGCUGGGUCCUCUUGGACCACCUGGACUCCCCCGGCUCCCGGUCCAAGAGGGAGGUCCUGGUCGCUCUGAAGACCCUCCUCCUCCAGCACCUCCUGCAGGAGCAGCACGCCAUCGCCCAGCACCUCCUCCUGUCCCUACCCCGACACACGGGGGCUCUAGUGGGUGAGAUGCUAACCAUAGCUCUACAACUGGGAGGUGGCGGCUACAGCGAUGUCGUCAACCUCUUGGUGCUGCUGGCCAAUCAGACGCCGUCCCUCUGCCAGGCGGCCGGGGCCCGGCUGGAGGUGCUGGGGGUGCAGGGGGCCGAGACGUGGCUGAGGCCGGAGCUCCAGUCCUGGGGUAGAGCGCUCCGGGGCCGGGCCCCCGCCUGGAGGGUCCAGCAGGACUGCGCCGCUCGCUGGCUGUGCCUCUGGACGACCAAAUACAAGGACCACGUGAGAGCGGACCAGCGAGGCCACGCCUCCUCCGUGGACGUCCUCAACUUCUUCUGCUCCUCCAGGAGGGCCCGGCAGGGGGUCCCAGGGGCACGACAGGACACCGUGAGGCUGUCCCCCCCGCCCUGCGGUCCUCAGCCUAUCCAUCGUCUUGGAGAGACUCACAGCAUGCUGAGAACACGCAAAGCAGCUGGACUAGCCCUGCCCCCCCUCCGCAACCGUCCCUCCCUCACUGGCUUCCCCCGGGUCCUCAGUUUCCCUCUGCCGCGCCUCAACCUCCUCCCCCUCUCCUGCCCCAUUGGUCAGCUGGACGCCACGCCCCCCUCCAGGCGCUACUUCCUGCUGGACCAAUCACAGCCGGAGUACUACAGAUGACCCAACCGGGACUCUUAGGUCGUGGUGGUAGUUAGGUCUAGUCCAGGAGGUCGUGGUGGUAGUUAGGUCUAGUCCAGGAGCUCGUGGUGGUA
Gadus chalcogrammus (walleye pollock) is the source of this 1240-nucleotide messenger RNA. It is a transcript of the gene wdr97, whose product is annotated as WD repeat domain 97. NCBI's taxonomy places the organism in Eukaryota, Metazoa, Chordata, Actinopteri, Gadiformes, Gadidae. The transcript has 8 exons. The record is from RefSeq and is a predicted model, not a curated record. Bases 168 to 1148 code for a protein of 326 amino acids.